AUGAUGAAACACCAGGAAAUAACAAACAAAAACCAUGAAGCAUCACUAAAAAGUCUAGAGAGGCAGAUUGGGCAACUCUCCAAGCAAAUUUCUGUUGAGAGACCUUCAAGCUCACUGCCUAGUGACACAAUCCCAAAUCCCAAGGAGGAAUGCAAGGCAAUACAAUUAAGGAGUGGGAGAACAUUGAUGAGCAACAAUGACACUACAAAGAAGCAAACAGGGAGCAUCAAAGAACCAACAGAGGAUGAGGAGCAAACAAAAGCAGAUAAAGCUAAGGUGCAAGUUGUGAUGCCAAACAAAAGCACUGAGAAACUCAAAGAGAAGGACAACCAGCCACAUAGCUCAAGGGAAAUGACUCAGGGACAGCAGCAAAUAGGAAAGAGCAUCACACCUCCACUGCCAUAUCCUCAGAGAUUCAACAAAGAGGUUAAGGACCAGCAGUUCCACAAGUUCCUUGAGACCUUCAAGAAGCUGGAAAUCAAUAUCCCCUUGGCUGAAGCACUUGAGCAAAUGCCUCUGUAUGCCAAAUUUUUAAAGGAGCUUAUCAAUAAGAAAAGAAGUUGGGAUGAGAAGGAAAUCGUAUUACUCACUGAGGAAUGCAGAGCCUUGAUUCAAAAAGGGCUUCCUCCUAAGCUUGAGGACCCAGGGAGCUUCUUGUUGCCUUGCACCAUUGGGGAUUUGACCAUCACUAAAGCAAUGUGCGAUCUCGGAGCAAGUAUUAAUUUGAUACCAUCCUCCAUGGUGAAAAAGCUGCAUAUAGAGGAAGUCAAACCAGUACAAAUGUCUCUGGAGCUGGUGGAUAGUUUUAUAUACCCUGCUGAUUUUGUGGUUCUGGAUUCAAACGAGGAUGAUGGUGACUCUGUUAUAUUGGGAAGGCCAUUCUUGGCCACUGCUAGAGCUAUCAUAGACAUAGAGGAAGGGGAAUUAACCCUCAGGAUGCAUGAUCAGAGUGUCACUCUGAAGGUAUUACCAGAGGCACAAUUUAGCAAGGAGAAAAAGACUAUAUGA
Molecule: messenger RNA, 1008 nt
Organism: Arachis duranensis
Lineage: Eukaryota; Viridiplantae; Streptophyta; Magnoliopsida; Fabales; Fabaceae
Exons: 2
Coding region: 1-1008 (335 amino acids)
Source: RefSeq, a predicted model, not a curated record